Messenger RNA from Naegleria gruberi, 519 nucleotides. RefSeq lists its product as uncharacterized. The coding region runs from base 1 to 519 and encodes 172 amino acids. The record is from RefSeq and is a predicted model, not a curated record. The transcript has a single exon. Lineage: Eukaryota; Heterolobosea; Eutetramitea; Acrasida; Naegleriidae.
AUGAAUUCAAACAAACAAUCGAAUAGAAGAAAGUCUAAAGCACUCAAAUUAACUGUUGUUGAUUUUUGUUCUUCCAAUCCAACAUCAACAACAACUAGAAGAUCUAACAAUGAUCAUGCUGAUGUUGUUGAUGAUAAUUGUAAAGUAAUGACAAGUAAAUAUACAGAAUACUUUUCAAAUAAUUCAAAGCCUUUCCAAGUCAUUUCAUUUCCAUUCAAGCCUUCGAAUACUUGCUCAUCUGGAAUUCAAAAACAACCAAAGAAAAAGAGAAUUGAAUCGCAUCAUGAUGAUCAAUUUGGUAAAAUACAAUUUGGUAAUAAUAAUACAGUUUGUAGUGGUGGCGGAGGUGAUGAUUCAGUAGUGGCAAGCCUUCAUCAAGAUCGAAUUGAAGAAUCGUCUUCUAAUGAUCAGCAGCAGCCUUCAACACCAACUUUAAUUCAAUCAUUACCAUCAAUGGAUAAAAAAAGACAAAGAAGAACCUCAAUUACUAUUAGAGAAUUAUUAAAUUAUGAUGAUUAA